Cottoperca gobio is the source of this 11899-nucleotide messenger RNA. RefSeq names its product bromodomain PHD finger transcription factor (gene bptf). Gene Ontology annotation, biological process: regulation of transcription by RNA polymerase II. Gene Ontology annotation, molecular function: RNA polymerase II cis-regulatory region sequence-specific DNA binding. The record is from RefSeq and is a predicted model, not a curated record. The transcript is spliced from 31 exons. Gene Ontology annotation, cellular component: NURF complex. The coding region runs from base 289 to 10200 and encodes 3303 amino acids. Lineage: Eukaryota; Metazoa; Chordata; Actinopteri; Perciformes; Bovichtidae.
ACUGAGCUGGAAGCCGUGUCACCACGUGACUCCUCUAGUGCGAGCCUGCUGUUUGUUCAGCCAGAGAGGCAGAGAAGAAGAAAAAUGGCGGCUCUAGGCGAACCCAAACGGGACGCCGGGCUAACGUUUUGAGCUUUCACGCCCGAAAAGAGACCGGGGCUCCACGGGGUUACCGCACCGUCUGAACCUCCACCGGUCCAGCUUUGCAGGGGUGCUGCUUUCGCUCGCGUCCGUGAAGGCUAAAUUAACGCAAAAAUAAGGAUAGUAAAAUAAUAGAUUUCGCAUAUCAUGAGAGGGAAAAGGGGCAGGCCGCCCAAACCGCUACAAGCAGAGGACUCGUCCCCAGCUUCGGCCCGAGGCUUGCGACCCAGGAGGAAUCUGAAGCCCAGGUUGAGAGACAGCGGGGAUGAGGACGCAGAGAGCCCCACAAGGGAGAGCCCCAAGUCGGCCAAAAAGAGGAAAGUGAGAUCCGUCACGUCAACACGGGGCAGGGGACGAGGCAGAGGUGGCGGCGGUGUAAGAGGAGGCAGAGGGGGCCGUGGAGGAAAGCGGACGCCUGCGUCCAAAACAGUGGUGUACGAUGACCACGAGAGCGACGAGGAGGACGAUGCUGUCAGUUUGAGAUCGGAGGAGGACGAGUUUGUUGAGGAGGAACCUCAGUCCGAAGAGGAUGAGGCCCUCAAAGACGAGUCUGAUUGCCUUGAAGAUGAUGUCCUGGACGAGGAGGAGGAUGGUGCCAGCUACUGUACGGAGAGUAGCUUUCGGAGUCAGAGCACACACGCCAGCACUCCGGGGAAGAAAAAGGUACGGGCUCCCCGACCUCGCACCCCCAUCCUCGAGGAGAAGGAGAUUCCUCUUCUUAAGCUUCCUGACACCUCUGAGGAUCUCCUGGUGCCUAAUAAUGAGCUGCUCAAUGCCACCUCCAUCUACGAGGUGAUACGGAACUUCAGCACGGUGCUGCGUCUCUCCCCCUUCCGCUUUGAGGACUUCUGUGCAGCACUGGUCGGGCAGGAGCAGUGCACUUUAAUAGCAGAGACCCAUAAUUCCCUCUUAAAGGUCAUCCUACGUGAGGAGGACACCUCCAACACUACCUUUGGCCCCGCCGACCUCAAAGACAGCGUCAACUCCACUCUGUACUUUAUUGACGGCAUGACAUGGCCUGAGGUGUUGCGGGCGUACUGUGAGAGUGACCGGGAGUACCAUCACGUCCUGCCAUAUCAGGAGGUGGAUGAGUAUCCCUAUGGUCCUCUUGAAAGUAAGAUCAAGGUGUUACAGUUCUUGGUGGACCAGUUUCUCACCACCAACAUCGCUCGUGAGGAGCUGAUGUCCGACGGCAGUAUGCUGUAUGACGACCACUGCCGCGUGUGUCAUCGACUCGGUGACCUGCUGUGCUGCGAAACCUGCUCUGCAGUCUACCACCUGGAGUGUGUGAAACCACCACUGGUCGAGGUUCCAGAGGACGAGUGGCAGUGCGAGAUUUGUGUGGCGCACAAGGUGCCGGGUGUCACAGACAGUGUGACUGAGGCGCAGAAGAACAAGCCCUACAUCCGCCAGGAGCCCAUUGGAUAUGACCGCCACCAGAGGAAAUACUGGUUCCUAAACAGAAGGAUUAUCGUCGAGGAGGACAGGGAGCACGUGAAGAAAAAGAUCUGGUACUACAGCACCAAGGCGCAGAUGGAGGAGCUCAUGGUGUGCCUGGAUAAGCAGUACUGGGAGAUGGACCUCCAUGCCACGCUGGAGGAGAUGAAGGACGAGGUGCAAGCUCACAUGGACAUCACAGAGGACCUCACCAGCAAAGCCCGGGGAAACAAUAAAGCCUACCUCACUGCUGUCAACGAUGUGAUCACGGAGCGCAUGAAGGUCAGGCGGGAGGCACAGGAGGCGAAGAGGCGAACAGAGGAUGCAAAGCAGGAAGCAGAACCGGGCUCUAAGACGGCAGAGGACACUGCUGCGCUCCCCUCGCACCUCGACAACGGCGAGCACAAAGACUCUGAGGCCAAGGAAGAUUCCAGCUCGCAAGCAGACACGGUUCCCCCUGCUGCAGAGGAGAGCGUGUCUGACCCUAACCCCGGCUCGACCACCCAGGACACAGCCAUGCCUAAAGCAGAGUCCCUUGAACCUAACAAGGAAGCGCAGCCCGCUCACUCUACGAGCCACGAGAGCGGGGAAUCCCCUCCAUUGGCGAAGCAGGAGAGGACAGAUGAGGAUGUGAAAGCCGAGUCUAGCAGGGAAGACAAGCCCCCUGGCGUAGAUCAGCCUCAGCAGCAGUCGUCUCAACCAAAGGCGAGCAGUGGCAGCAGCAGCAGCAGCAGCCAGGUCUCAGGCCUCAGGAAACCAGAGCAGCCUGACCUGGCUGAUCGCACCUCGCAGUCCUCUUUUACCAGCCAGGAUGGGACAGACGAGUACAACGUCAGGGUCAGCAGCGAUGUAGAGAAACCAGCAGGACAGGAAUCUAAUAACCAAACGUCCGGAGGCAGCAAAGAGUCAUCUCCUGUAUGCUCUGAUGGUGAAUCUACGCGUCUGAGCUUCUUAAAAAGGGACCUGACAGUGAAUCUGAACAACUUGUUCAAACUGGGUCAGGAGGGUAAAUACAGGGUGUACCACAACCAGUACAGCACCAAUGUCCUGGCCCUGAACAAACAUCAGCACCGCGAGGACCACGACAAGAGACGCCACCUCUCUCACAAGUUCAGCCUGACCAACACGUCAGAGUUCAAAUGGAACGGCUCCAUCUACGGUUCGCGCAGCCUGACUGUCUCCACCCUGCGUCUCACCAUCAUCCAGCUGGAGACCAGUGUCCCCGGGCCGUUCAUGCAUCCUAACUGGGCAUCACACAGGACCAACUGGAACAAAGCGGUGCAGAUGUGCAGCAAGGCCAGAGAGUUCGCUUUGGCCUUGGCCAUCCUGGAGUGUGCCAUCAAGCCGGUGGUCAUGCUGCCUGUUUGGAAAGAUUCUCUUGGACACACAAGGCUACAUCGCAUGACCUCCAUGGAGCGGGAGGAGAAGGAGAAGGGGAAAAGGCGAGAGAAAAAGCUUGAGGAUGAGGAGACACUGCAACAGGCCACUUGGGUGAAGUACAGCAUCCCCAUCAAGCACCAGGUGUGGAAGCAGAAAGGCGAAGAAUACAGAGUGACGGGCUAUGGUGGCUGGAGCUGGGUCAGUAAAACCCAUGUGCCCCGGUUUGUCCCAAAGCUACCAGGGAACACAAACGUAAACUACCGCAAAGAACUGGAGGCUAAAAUGAGGAAGGAAAAUGCUGAAGCUUCCACCGAUAAGCAGAAAACUGAGAAGGAGACUAAUCAAAACACAUCGGACGGGGACAGUGAACAAGCAUCCAUCACUGCAUCAUCUGAGAGCGCUUCAUCAGAGGGGGACUGCAAACCUCAGACCUCCACAGAGGAAGACAAACCUACAGAGGAGGAGCAGGAACAAAAUGUAGAAGAGAAGAGAGAAGAUGAAACAAUGGAGGUUGACCCCUGCCCAGAAACUGCUGCUUCAAAUGGCGAGAAAGAUAAAGCUGAGAACAAAGGCCCUUCCUCACCUUCUGUGCCGCCUGUGACGGAAGACGUAAUCCAGAAAGUUGAACCCAAGAAGGAAGAGACCGCCACAUCAAAGAUCUACUACGAUGUUGUGAAUGUCAGCGAGGGCUUCCAGCUGCGCACGGCUUAUAAGAAGAAGGUAAAGCCCUCCAAACUGGAUGGGCUUUUGGAGCGGCGGGUAAAACAGUUCACCUUGGAGGAGAAGCAGAGGCUAGAGCGAAUGAGACAGGCGGCACUGCUGUCCAAAAUGUCUGCCACAAAGCCUACUUCCGGAGUCAAGACUGAAGGAUCCACAUUAGGCAAACAGCAGCCUGCCGUGACCCCGUGUGUAAAACAAGAGAAGGAGGAUGGCAUUCAAGUGAAAGACCACAUAGUUAAAAAGCUUGACUUUGAGCAGGAGCAGACGGAGAUAAAGGCAGACAUGGAUGUCAAAUCAGAAACCUCAGGACCCAACCACAGCAAACAGACGGAGAUCAACGCUGUGCAGGGGAACUGUGGGGAGGCCUUAGCUCACAAAGAAGUGAAUGGAGGAACCCUGUCAAGCACCGAGCCCAACAGUAAAAACAAUUGUAUUUCGGACUCGAUAGAAAGCAAAGAAAAAACUCAGAAGCCAGAGGUGGCUCGAGUGGAAGAGAAUGCUAAGAAACGGGUGUAUGAUGAAAUGGAGCAAGGCGGGGGACAGAGCAUCGAGGUAGACCAAAGCAAGACCAGUCCAGUGCAGGUGAAUGGGGAAGCUGGGGUUACCGCGCCUGCAGACUCAGACAUCAACUCAGACCCAGCCAGUCGAGUCCAAGGUGAUAUUAAAGAGCCGCUCAAGUCUCUGAUGAACGGAAACCUCACGCAGAAUGAUGUCUCCGACAUAUGUCACCCACCUCCCCUAAAAGUCCCCAAAUUAGAGAACCACGUGGCAGAGAAAGGAGACUCUCUCAAUCAGGAUGGGGCCGUGGACGAUGAGGGGGGAGUACCGGCUAAACUUCCACUCUCAAGCCCUUCUCUUCUGAAUAGUAACAGUACCGACAAUAACAGUAGCAGCGUAGGUUUGAAGUCCACCUCCACAGAGUCUCAAAAUGCCCCAAAAACGGACCUGUCCAGCAGCAUCAGUAAGUCUGAUGUGACGUCUCAAGCAGCAAGUAGCGCAGUCUCGUGUGUUACCACCACCCAGCCCAUCUCCAGGGCAGUUGUCCCUCAGAAGACUAAAUUUCCAGCCACCGACACCAAGACGGGCACUUCAACCAGCUCCAUGACGAUUAGUAAAGAGUAUUCCACCAAAGACCGAGUCAGCCUCCUCAGGUUCUACAAAUCCAAGAAGGCACGCUCGGGGACAGCCCUGCCGUCCUACCGCAAGUUCGUCACCAAGAGCAGCAAGAAGAGCAUCUUCAUCCUGCCAAACGAUGACCUGAAGAGGAUGGCGAGGAGAUCAGGCAUCAGAGAAGUGCCCAUUUUCAACUACAACGCCAAGCCCGCCCUGGAUAUAUGGCCCUACCCUUCACCUCGGCCCACUUUUGGGAUCACGUGGAGGUACCGUCUCCAGACUGUGAGGUCGCUGGCUGGGGUCAGCCUGAUGCUGCGGCUGCUGUGGGCCUGCCUGAGGUGGGACGACAUGGCUGUUAAGCCCUCUGCUGCUGUAGGGACGACGCGGAAAGAAACUACGGACACGGACAUCACUACAACAGAGAUCAUCAAACGAAGAGACGUGGGGCCUUACGGCAUCCGCUCAGAAUACUGCGUCAGGAAGAUCAUCUGUCCCCUCGGAAACAGAGACACUCCCAAAGAAACCCCCACUCCACAGAGGAAAGGCCUGCGCUCAAGCGCCUUGAGGCCCAAGAAGCAUGAGCCAGCCAAGCUGACUGGGCCGAGGGCAGUAGAGUCAUGGGUGCCUGAAGAGGACAUGGAGCUGUGGGAGAUCAGGGCCUUUGCUGAAAGAGUGGAGAGGGAGAAGUCUCAGGGUAUUGAUCCCUCCAAGAGUGGCAGCACUCUGAAGACGGCAGAGGAAGUCAAGGCCCAUUUGGAAAAUCAACUGAAGCAGGCCAGACUGGCGGCCCAGCAGAAACGCCUGGAGCCGCUGAGACCGGGAACCCCUGGCACCACUCUCUCAACAACAACCAGCACUCCCAACACCCCGCAGUCCACGGGCCAGAGGACGGGUCAGGUCCCAUCUGGAACUAAGAUGGUCCUGGCCUCCAAACUGGGCUCUCCUGUUUCCUUCCAGCAAGACAAAAACUUCCAUCAGUCUUUCGCUUCCUGGGUGAAGCAGGGUCAGACCAACAACAGCUCAGGUGUAGUCCAGCAGAAAGUCCUGGGCAUCUUCCCCUCUGGACCCCCUGCGAACCUGAGGACAUACAGCACACUGCAUCCUACGACUGGCAACAUCAACCUCAGAGCCUCCACCUCCUCAAAUACCCAGCAGCCCGGCACGACGAUGAGCCAGUCACCUGCCACUUCUGUGGGCGCAGCAAUGGUCAGAAGUCCAGCGUUUGCUCAACAAGGCCAACCUCAGCAGACUAUGACACAGACAGGUGCUGGUUCUACACCUGUGCAGACGGGCGCAGCUCAGAGAUUAGCAGGUUCUGCGCCAUCACCUCAUACAGCCACCACGGCACCUGGACAGUCACCUGUAGCUUCCUCCCAGACCAACAGACCACAGCAGGGUCAAGUUAAGCUCACGAUGGCACAGCUCAUGCAGCUGACGCAGGGUGCUCAGGGUGGAAACCCAGGUCUGACGGUGGUGAUCCAGGGUCAGGGCCAGACCCAAGGGCAGCUGCAAAUCAUCCCACAGGGUGUGACCGUCAUCCCUAGUCCUGGUCAGCAGCUAAUGCAGGCAGCCAUGCCCAAUGGCCAGGUCCAGCGCUUCCUCUUCACUCCCAUGCCCCCAUCCUCAUCAGUUCCAACAUCAGCACCCACUCAGACCCCUCUAAUGUCAACUCCAACUCAAGCCAGAGCCCCUGCACAAGUCCAGACGACUCCCUCAGGCCUUGCCCAAACCCAAAUGGCAGCCCCUCUACCUGUCCCGACACAAAUGCCAAAUUUGGCCCCCACAGUCCCGAUGCAAACCCAAGUCGGAGCCACUACCCCAUUAUCAGUCCCUGCACAAACUCAAAUAUCCACUCCUGUGCCCGCUCUGCCACAUGUCGCAGCCCAGGCCUCCACACCAGCCUCUGUCCCCGCACAACCCCAAGUGGCGAGAUCUGUGCCUUCCCCAGCACAGAUUGCAGGCCCAGCGAUGUCUCAGACACAAGUCUUUGCCUCUGCUUUGACCCCUACCCAAAACCAAGUCUCCACCCUUACCCCAGGAUUAUUCCCUACACAAACUGCAGUGUCACUCCCUGUCCUGGGACAAGUUGCACCUCAAGCCCAGGUCCAGACACAUGCCUUCAGCCCUGCCCCUGCUUUAGCCCCCGUCUCAGUCAAGGCUGCCGCCCCAUUAGCCGCUAUUAACUCGGUCCAAUUCCCUGUUUCUGCCUCUCUUCCCUCACCUGUCCAAGUUCCGACCCCUGCUCUCGCUCCCGUCUCUGCUCCCGUCAUAGCUGUCGUGUCCACCCAAAUUGCUGUCCCGUCCCCAGCUAAAGCUCUAACCCAAAUUCAGGCCACUGCUCCCGCUCCCCUUCAUGCUGCUGUGGCCAAUGCUGUCGUCACACCCGUCACAGCCACCUUUACAACUCCUUCAGUGCCAGCUCUAACAGACCAGAGGGCAGCUCAGCCCCAGGUUUGGACUCUGGCCUCAUCUCAAGCUCAGACUCCUGUUCAGCUGGCCGCAACUCCCGCUCAGACACCCGCCCUGGCCACUGUACCCGCCUCAGUCUCCAUACAUUCCCCUGUUACCCCUCUCCCUCAAGCAUCUCUUUCUCCUCAAGCUCAUGCACAAAUUCAGCACCCCACCGUUGUAUCCAUGCAGCAGGUGUCUCAAAUCCCAGUCUCAGCAGUGCAGGUUCAUAUGGGAUUACCAGUCUCUUCUGUUACUGCUGUCAGACCUACGCAGCCUCAGCUCCAGCCCCAAACCCAUGCUCAACUUCAAGUCCAGCGUCAAGCCCAAAUCUGUGCACAGAUUCAGGUCCAGCCCUUUGGCCAAGUGCAACAAAUGCCACACAUUCAGGCCCAAGCACAAGCCCAGAACCACCCCCAGGUCCGAGUUCAAUUUCAGCCACAAACUCAGCAACCACCCCAAGCCCAAGUACAGCCUCAAAAUCAACCUCAGGUGCAGUUUCAGUCCCAAAUCCAAACCCAAACCUUGCCCCAGGUCCAGGCCCAGCUCCAACCAAGGGUCCAGCCUCAGUACCACCCGCAGAUACAGGCUUCAUUUCAAACACAGGCUCAAACCCAACCCCAGGCUCACCAACAGCCUCAGGUUCAAUCUCAACCGCAGGUUCAGUCUCAGGCCCAAACUCAGCUCCAGCCCCAGAUACAAACCCAACUCCACCCCCAGGUUCAGGUCCAGUUCCAGAAACAGAGCCAGGUUCAUCCACAACCCCAGGUCCAAACCCAGCCCCAAUUUCAAGUCCUGUCCCCGCAGCAGCCCCAGGUCCAGCAGCAUCUUCAGGUCCAGCAGCAGCUUCAGGUCCAAGCCCAACCCCAAGUCCAAGCUAAACUCCAAGUCCAGUUCCAGCCUCAGAACCAAACUCAAGUGCAGCCUCAGCUUCAGGUCCAGUCUCCAAUCAGGCAUCAGCUUAUCACCGUUCCGGGCCUCCAACAGCCUGUCCAGCUCCUCUCAGCUCUGCCGCCCCAUGUCGCUGCCCAGAUCCAAGCCCAGAUCCAGGCACAGACCCAGCAGGGCGGAACCGUUCCCCAGCAGAUUAAACUGCAGCUGCCCAUCCAGAUCCAGCAGACAGGGGGGCCAAUCCAGGCGCACCAGAUCCAGAACAUGGUGACCAUACAGGCACCAGCAAGCGUCCAGGAGCAGCUCCAAAGGAUGCAGCAGCAACAGCAGCAGCAACAGCAGCAACAACAGCAGCAACAGCAGCAGCAGCAACAGCAACAACAACAGCAGCAGCAGCAGCAACAACAACAGCAGCAGCAGCAACAACAGCUGCAACAACAGCAGCAACAACAACAAAAACCAAAGAAGAAGAAACACAACGAGGCUAAAAGGGAACAGAAAGAGCAGAACCUGCAGGCCGUUAGCCCUGUGGAUGGUAUCCAAAAACAGGCGGUGGUGAAGCAGAAUGCUACAGCGGAGCAGCUGAAACAGAGGAAAACCCUGGCUGCAGCUGAGCGAGAGGAGAACCAGAGAAUGAUCGUGUGCAACCAGGUGAUGAAGUUCAUCCUGGACAAGAUCGAGAAGGACGAGAAGCAGGCAGCUAAGAAGAGAAAGAAGGAGGAGGUGGUGGAGCAGAAACGCUCCAAACAGAAUGCCACCAAGCUGACUGCGCUGCUGUACAAGCACAAGGAGCAGCUGAAGGCUGAGAUCCUGAAGAAGAGGGCCCUGCUGGACAAGGAGCUGCAGCUGCAAGUACAGGAGGAGCUGAGGCGGGACAUAGCCAGGCUACAAAAAGAAAAGGAGAAAGCCAGAGCUGCUAUCACUCAGGCUGCUGCAGCAACAGUCAAGGCGGCCUCUUCCCACUCCUCCCAUCCCUCUCACCCUACACAUCCCUCUCACAGCACCCACACGGCGACCUCGCUUUCCUCGUCACAUAAACGUAAGCGGGAAGAGGAUAGGGACAAAGACAGAAACAAAGACAGGGACAGGCAUCACGACAAGGACAAGAAACGGGACAGGGAUAAGGACCGGGACAGGUGUAGAGAGAGAGACAGAGAUAAAGAUAAAGAUAAAGACAGAGACGGGGAUCGAGAGAAGGAGAAGGAGAAAGAGAAGGAGAAGGAGAAAGAGAAAGACCGAGAGCAGGACAGACAUCGGGAUAGGGACAAGGACAAAGAAGGGGACAGAGACAAGGAUGGAGAUUCCAGCUCAUCAAAACACAAGAAGAAGAAGAAGCCUUCUUCUACCUCAAAGGAUCACAAGAAGGACACCAAAUUGUACUGUAUCUGCAAAACGGCCUACGACGAGUCAAAGUUUUACAUCGGGUGCGACCUGUGCUCCAACUGGUUCCACGGCGUGUGUGUCGGCAUCACAGAGAAAGAGGCCAAGAAGUUGGAGGAUUUUGUGUGUAAUGACUGUAAACGUGGUCAGGAGGGAGGAAGCAACGAGGAGCUGUACUGCAUAUGCCGGACACCAUAUGACGAAUCACAGUUUUACAUAGGAUGCGACCGCUGCCAGAACUGGUACCACGGGCGCUGCGUGGGCAUCCUGCAGAGUGAGGCCACUCACAUCGACUUGUACGUCUGCCCGCAGUGUCAGUCGACAGAAGACGCCAUGACAGUGCUCACGCCGCUCACUGACAAAGACUAUGAGGGCUUAAAAAGAAUAUUACGCUCGUUACAGUCUCACAAAAUGGCAUGGCCUUUCCUCGAACCGGUGGAUCCCCACGACGCGCCGGAUUAUUAUCGCGUAAUCAAGGAGCCAAUGGACUUUUCCACAAUGGAAACCCGUUUGCAAAAGCGACAUUACCACAAGCUCACCGAGUUUGUGGCCGACGUGACCAAAAUCUUCGAUAACUGUCGCUAUUACAACCCCAACGACACGCCCUUCUUUCAGUGUGCCGAGGUGCUUGAAGCCUUCUUUGUACAGAAGCUUAAAGGUUUCAAAGCGAGCAGAUUGUCAGAUUCUUAAAGUGGGCCAGUCUGGACUGGAUGCUGGGGUCUCUAGUAAUAAUGACAUGGAAACUUUCCAGAACAGCAAAAAACAAAUCCAAUAAUUAAGAAUAAAACCAUGCACACACACCAAAUGUGCUUUCAUGUAAAUGCCACCAAUUUUACAUUUUCGGUAACCAUUAUAAUAUUCAGUUUAAUCACAAAAUGGCCACCGUGCGAUUAUCAUGAUAUCGAGGGACACGCUUUCUUCUCAUCAUUUCCCUAGACCUGGCCUAUUUUGAACAGUCCAUUACAGUAGCUAAGAUGUCUUCAGUGGGAUUUUAAAUGCAUUUUAGUUCCUAACUUGUAUUUAUUUUCUGUUUAUACAUCUUAGUUUGAUUGGAUAAUGUGAUGAUAUAAAACAAAUAUAUAAAGCUGCAUAUUUUAUUAUAUAGAGAUAUUUAUGAGAAGUUUUGUAUGUUACAUCCCUUUUGAGUUUGAGCUGGUUGUUAAGGUGGUUGUCUUGAAUGUACAUACUUUUUUAUCAUGUACAGUGGUUGUAAGAUAUAUCUAACUCUGUGUUUUGAAUGUUUUAAAUAAUUAUGAAACCAAUAAUUUUAGAUAGUAUUAUUUUUAAAUUUACUGCAAAGAGCGAGGAGCUCAUCCUUGUUCCUCGCUUCACAAAGUAACCUCAGUUUGUAGUUGUGGAAGAUUUCUUCAGUAAUAAAGGCAUUCCCAGUAAAUUACACCAACAUGGCUGCAGGAUCCUCUACCGACCCCUUUGCAUCUUCUGUGUCUUGUUUGUCGAGAUGUCGCAACAAUAAACGGAAAUUGCGAAGGGCUCUCAACUUUCCCCCUCUCUCCGCAUUCUGUAGGUCUCAUAACAACAAGCUACAGUGUUCGACAGCCUCUUAGAAAGCACCGCACAUUGCUCAAACAAAAUGCACUUGCCAAGAAUAUGGCUUUUUCUGAACUGUAACUCUGUGACAGACUCUGCCUCAUCCUGUGUUUGGGAUCUGCUCCUCUGACUGUCGGUGCAACCAGCACUGCUGCUUUCACAGAACUGUUCAGGCAGAGCUGCCUUCUGCCCAUUUCAGCUCUAAAAGGGACCUUUUUUUUUUUUUUUUGGACCUGUUUUCAUCAGUUGGACUGUACUGAGGACGAGCAGCUGAGGCAUUUCAGAAGAAAGUUUACCUCUGAGAAAAGACUCUUAAGGAGCUCUCAUAUUUCCAUGUUUAUUUUUUGAUCUCAGUCUUUUUUUUUAUUAUUUUUUGCUUUCUUGUUAAAAAAAUCAGGCCAUCCUUGUGGUCAUCAUGUCCAAUGAGAAAUAGGAAAUUGAAUACUGACAUACAAUGGCUGAGUUUUACUGAGCGUAAAGUAUCAAGAGUUGUGUCUAAAUUUGGAUAUCACAGUGGAACGUUUUUAUCCCAUUUCCACUCAUUGUUUAGUCUGAAGUGGCAUGAAAGACGUUGAACUAAAUAUCUGGACACCAGUAGUCUGCUUGGUUAAACUUCUAUAACCUACUGAAAGUACAGUAAUAAGCUAUUGUAAAUGGAUUGCUCUGCAGUAGUGACUGAACGAGAAGGAUGAAACAAUGUAUUUGAAGGUUCCUGCCCUGUUUGUAAAAAAAGAAAAGUAAAAAAAAAUUGUCCGAUUUUGACUUGAUUUCUUUCUUUUUUUUGUAUUACAUCUGAAGAAAUAUUGAUGUAUAUGGAACUUAAUAAAAUAUAAAAGACUGA